AUGACCAUAAUAGGGCUAACAAAGAGGGCCCGAAAAUUGGUCGUGGCCGCCGAAAGGCUGAUGAUUCACCCGCGCACAUUAGCAACUACCGCCGCAUCGCCACCUUCAUUUCUAACCACCCGUGUUCUCUACCCACACUCUUCUUCUCUUAACCUGUGCCACUCCGCCUCCUUAAACUUCACCACCAUGAACACCAACACCACCCGAUUGGACACCAUUUUCAAGCAAAAAAAGUUCCUCCGGUCUAAAGUCAGAAAAGACCUCAGGUCCAUGGAUCCCACUCUCAGAUCUCAAGAAGAUGAUGCAAUACAAAGUGUAAUAUUGGAAGCUCCAUGGUUCAAGUCUUGUAAAGGACUGUGUGCUUAUAUAAGUUGUAGUGCUCUAAGAGAAGUUGACACUUCUAAAGUGUUGUCUGAAAUUCUAAAGAACACAGAUCGAGAUGAUCAUUCACAGGUGAGCAAAAAGUUGUAUGUUCCUCGAGUAGAGGACAAGAAUAGUCACAUGCGGAUGCUGAAUAUCUCUAGCAUGAAUGAUCUAAUUGCAAAUACCAUGGACAUAUUGGAGCCUGCUCCUGUUGAUGCAGAGGGAAAUGAACGCCAAGAUGUCUUGUUUGCCGAUGAACCUGUGGACUUAUUCCUCUUACCUGGGCUCGCCUUUGACAAAUCUGGUAGGCGCUUGGGCCGUGGUGGAGGUUAUUAUGACACCUUCCUCAUCAAGUACCAGGAGCUCGCAAAGGCUCGUAACUGGAAGAGACCUUUAUUCGUUGCUCUUUCUUAUUCGCUGCAGAUAUUGGAUGAAAAUGUUAUACCAAUGACCCCAAACGAUGUCCUCGUGGAUGCCCUUGUGUCAUCUUCUGGUGUGAUCCCCAUUAGUUCAGCUGCACAGAUGGUUUCUUUAGCAGCUAAGUUCUCUUUGCACCGCAAUAUCCAGUGCUUUGUUCCCGGGCGGACUUCUCGGGAAGUUAAAUUGGCUGAUGAUAUUGCAAUGUGGUUAGACUGGCUGAUAUGA
Molecule: messenger RNA, 1008 nt
Organism: Fraxinus pennsylvanica
Lineage: Eukaryota; Viridiplantae; Streptophyta; Magnoliopsida; Lamiales; Oleaceae
Source: the annotation of a GenBank genome assembly